This is a messenger RNA of Cyphomyrmex costatus, 1163 nucleotides long. RefSeq names its product V-type proton ATPase subunit Vha13 (gene Vha13). The record is from RefSeq and is a predicted model, not a curated record. The coding region runs from base 69 to 425 and encodes 118 amino acids. The transcript is spliced from 4 exons. Lineage: Eukaryota; Metazoa; Arthropoda; Insecta; Hymenoptera; Formicidae. Gene Ontology annotation, molecular function: ATP hydrolysis activity; proton-transporting ATPase activity, rotational mechanism. Gene Ontology annotation, biological process: synaptic vesicle lumen acidification. Gene Ontology annotation, cellular component: vacuolar proton-transporting V-type ATPase, V1 domain; vacuolar proton-transporting V-type ATPase complex.
CAGAGGACGGAAGCUCUAAAGUCAUAUGAUCGAUUCGUGACAGAGCUCGUCGUUCUUGACUCGUAAAGAUGGCUAGUCAGACACAAGGUAUUCAGCAGCUUCUGGCCGCCGAAAAACGCGCUGCCGAGAAAGUCUCGGAUGCCAGAAAACGCAAAGCACGUCGUCUGAAACAGGCCAAAGAGGAAGCCCAGGAUGAGAUUGAAAAAUAUCGACAGGAACGAGAAAAACAGUUCCGUGACUUUGAAGCCAAGCACAUGGGUUCAAAAGAGGAUGUAGCUGCACGUAUUGAGGCAGAUACAAGACUCAAGAUAGAAGAAAUGAAUCAGAAGGUUGCUGUGCACAAAAACGAAGUCAUGCUUAAAAUCUUGGACUUGGUGUAUGAUAUCAAGCCGGAACUGCACAAUAAUUACCGCAUUGAGGUCUAAGCCACAAGAAUCACAUCUAAUAUAACUAUAAAUAUACAUCUUACGCUCUAUAAAUAUCUAUUAAAUAUUACUGUUCACCAUAUCUCAAUAUGUAUUUAUCGCUGUUAUAUUGUAUGACAUGUUAUAUUUUAUCUGAGAAACUGUAUACAGUGUAGUUGUAGGCAGUGAUACUCAAACUCUAUUAUUAGAAUUCUUUUCUCUCGCAGUUGCUACACGACAAUAAAUGUAAUCAUAUUGUUAUUACCGCUGAGCUUUUCACCGGCACAUAUUCGAACAGUUUGAGAAUUGCUGUAAUGUAGUAGCAUCGUAACAAAGAGAAAAGAAAAAAAAAGUAAUAUAGAUUUCAACAGAAUAUUUCGACCUGAUGCGUCAAGGCCUAGACACAUCAGGACGAUGUACGAUUGUUAAGAUGGAUACGAUUAAAGCGAUUUAGGGUGGUGGUAUAACAAGUUGUAUGUCGUUUAGUAUAUGCCAUUAGAUGUCAUUCCAUGGUCUGUUACAUCGAGGACGCGCUAUGAGAUUUUUCCCUACAGCCUCUCGCGGUUCACGGACAUGCUCCCAGUCGACGGUGGACUACGCGACGAUGUAGCAACAUUCAAACUUCUCAUCUUUUAGCGAGAACUUUUCAAAUCUCUGUUAAUCUUGCGAUGGGCAGCUUUGCCUUACAUGUAUAUCCUUGUCUCUGUGAGCUGGUUGGUUGUCUGUACAGUAUUAGUAUACAAAAUAUAAAAAGAGGAA